Molossus molossus (Pallas's mastiff bat) is the source of this 714-nucleotide messenger RNA. RefSeq names its product UDP-glucuronosyltransferase 1A3-like. NCBI's taxonomy places the organism in Eukaryota, Metazoa, Chordata, Mammalia, Chiroptera, Molossidae. The transcript has a single exon. The coding region runs from base 1 to 714 and encodes 237 amino acids. Gene Ontology annotation, molecular function: UDP-glycosyltransferase activity. The record is from RefSeq and is a predicted model, not a curated record.
AUGGAGGGCAGACACUGGCUCAGCAUGAGGGAGGUCCUUUCACCAGAGGUGACUGUGCAUGUCAAGGGGGAGGACUUUUUCACCCUAAAAACCCAUCCCGUCCCAUUCACUCAGGAUGAAUUUCAGCAACUCAUGCUGACCCAUACUGAACUGGUUGGAGCACAUUUUCUGAAAACGUUUUUAAAAUCUAUGGUGAUUUUGAAAAAUAUGUCUUUGAUCUUGCAAAAGUCUUGCGAGGAGCUGGUGCAUAACAAGGACCUGAUGAGGCAUCUGAACGCCAGUGCCUUCCAUGUGGUUUUAACAGAUCCCGUCUACCCCUGCGGAGCAAAGCUGGCUCAGUACCUGUCGCUUCCUGCGGUGUUUUUGCGUGCCUUUCCGUGUUUCUUAGAGUUUGAGAGCACACAGUGCCCAAACUCUUCCUCAUGCAUUCCUAGGUUAUUAACAAGGAAUUCAGACCACAUGACAUUCCUGCAGAGGGUCAAGAACAUGCUCUACCCUCUGACUCUGAUGUACAGUGGGCACAUUUCUUUGUCUCCUUAUGCAAGGCUGGCUUCUGAGAUUCUGCAGAGAGAGGCGUCAUUGGUGGAUCUUUUUAGCUACGCAUCUGUGUGGCUGUUCAGAGGAGACUUUGUGCUGGACGACCCCAGGCCGAUCAUGCCCAACAUGAUCUUCAUUGGAGGCAUACACUGUGCCAACAGAAAGCCGUUAUCUUAG